Messenger RNA from Anolis carolinensis (green anole), 4791 nucleotides. It is a transcript of the gene chst12, whose product is annotated as carbohydrate sulfotransferase 12. Gene Ontology annotation, molecular function: sulfotransferase activity. Gene Ontology annotation, cellular component: membrane. The transcript is spliced from 2 exons. The record is from RefSeq and is a predicted model, not a curated record. Lineage: Eukaryota; Metazoa; Chordata; Lepidosauria; Squamata; Anolidae. Bases 412 to 1686 code for a protein of 424 amino acids. Gene Ontology annotation, biological process: carbohydrate biosynthetic process; proteoglycan biosynthetic process.
AGGAAGAGCCUGGGGACCUUCUAGACCCCCCUGUUUCCCCCUCCGAGAUCCCCACGUGGGUGCCAGCCUCGCCCUCGGAAAAGGAGGAGGGGGAAGUGGGUGAGGUGACCAUUUCUCUGGGGAUCUCACCCACUCCAGCUUGGCACAAGAGCCUUGGAGACAGACAGACCCCUUUGUCUCCCUUGUCGCUUUCUUCCCAACUGGAAAGAUGGGCCUUCUCUUUUGACCUUGGUUCUUGUAUGUUUUCCGUUCUGUCUGGCCAUGUUCCAGAAGCAUUCUCUCCUGACGUUUCGCCCACAUCUAUGGCAGGCAUCCUCAGAGGUUGUGAGAACCAAACUGUGCCACAACCAGCCAUGCUGGGUUUCCGCUUUUUCCGGUCCAGCUGGAGGUGAGCUGAGCAUGGAGUAGCGCAUGGCGUCUCCGGCCAGGAUGACCAAAGCGCGACUCUUCCGCCUGUCGGUGGUGGUGGGCUCUCUCUUCAUGAUCCUGCUGAUCAUUGUCUACUGGGACAACGUGGGCACGGCUCACUUCUACCUCCACACCACCCUCUCGAGGCCCCACGGCGCGCUCCCCACGGCCAUCCAGGGGGACAGGCAGCAAUCGUUGGCCGAGGUGGACGAAUUCCUGGAGACGCUCUUGAGCUCUGACCUGAAACGGAGCCCGGUCAAGCUUGGCCAAAGGACAGAGCGGCCGCUCUUGCAAGCUUCCAGCCACCCCAUCGCGGGCAACUUGGAGGAGAACGUCCGAGGCUACGACUGGUCCACCCGGGACGCCAGGCUGAUCCUGGACCAAGAGAAGCUGCAGGCGGAGCGGCGGAGGACCUUGCGGGAGCUCUGUGCCAAUUCCAGCUUCAGCUUCCCGACCAAGGAGCGCUCCUUCGACGACAUCCCCAACUACGAGCUCAACCACCUCAUUGUGGACGACCGCCACGGCGUCAUCUAUUGCUACGUCCCCAAAGUGGCCUGCACCAACUGGAAGCGGGUGAUGAUCGUCCUCAGCGAGAGCCUGAUGGACCAAGGCGUCCCUUACGCCGACCCCUUGGACAUCCCCCGCGAGCACGUCCACAACACCAGCACCCACUUCACCUUCAACAAGUUCUGGCGCCGCUACGGGAAGUUCUCCCGGCACCUCAUGAAGAUCAAGCUGAAGAAGUACACCAAGUUCCUCUUCGUCCGAGACCCCUUCGUGCGGCUCAUCUCGGCCUUCCGCAGCAAGUUCGAGCUGGAGAACGAGGAGUUCUACCGGCGCUUUGCCGUCCCCAUGUUGAAGCUCUACUCCAACCUCACCAGCCUCCCCACCUCGGUGAGCGAGGCCUUCGAGGCCGGACUCCGGGUCUCCUUCUCGGACUUCAUCCAGUACUUGCUGGACCCUCGGACAGAGAAGAUGGCCCCUUUCAACGAACACUGGAGGCAGGUCUACCGCCUCUGUCACCCCUGCCAGAUAGAGUACGACUUUGUCGGCAAGUUGGAGACAUUGGACGAAGACGCAGCUCAGCUCCUGCAGCUUCUCAAGGUGGACCAUCUCCUCCGCUUCCCUCCCAGUUACCGGAACAGGACAGCCAGCAGCUGGGAGGAAGACUGGUUUGCCAAAAUCCCCGUGGCGUGGAGGCAACAGCUCUACAAGUUGUACGAGGCAGACUUUGUCCUCUUCGGUUAUCCAAAGCCGGAGAACUUGCUCAAAAACUGAACACAGUGGAACUUGCCCUUCUAUAUUGUCAAAACUUUCAUGGCCAGGAUCACAGGGUUGUUGUAUGUUUUCCGGGCUGUCUGGCCAUGUUCUAGAAGUAUUCUCUCCUGACGUUUCGCCCACAUCUAUGGCAGGCAUCCUCAGAGGUUGUGAAGUACGGAGAAACUAAGCAAGGAAGGUUUAUAUAUAUCUACUAGCUGUGCCCGGCCACGCGUUGCUGUGGCGAAGUAUGGUGGUAUGGGAAAUGAAAGUACAGUAGAGUUUCACUUAUCCAACAUAAACGGGCCAGUAGAACGUUGGAUAAGCGAAUAUGUUAGAUAAUAAGGAGGGAUUAAGGAGAAGCCUAUUAAACAUCAAAUUAGGUUAUGAUUUUACAAAUUAAGCACCAAAACAUCAUGUUAGACAACAAAUUUGACAGAAAAAGAAGCUCAAUACACAGUAAUGUUAUGUAGUAAUUACUGUAUUUAUGAAUUUAGCACCAAAAUAUCACGAUAUAUUGAAAGCAUACAAAAGUGCGUUGGAUAAUCCAGAACGUUGGAUAAGUGAGUGUUGGAUAAGUGAGAUUCUACUGUAUUAAGGAAUUGGUGGUAGUUAAGGUAAAGGGUAAAGCUUUUUCCCUGACAUUAAGUCCAUUAUAAAAGGGUAAUAUAGCUGUGUGGAAGGGCCUUGAGUCUACACUGCCAUAUAAUCCAGUUAAAAUCAGAUAAUCUGUAUUUGAUAGGCAGUUUGGAAGAGGCCUAAGUGAGGCCUAACUCUGCUUUUUCCCUGGGCUGGAUGGGUUGCUAGGAGACCAAGUGGGCAGAGCUUAGCCUUCUAACUGGCAGCAAUUGGAUAAAAACAAUUCUUCCUCUCCCUCUAAUUAGGACUUUGUUUUUCUUUUCUUUUUGUUGUAUGAACGUAGAGGCAUGGAUGAGGGGUUGUGCUGCCAAGUUUAGUGUUUCUGGGAUGUGCAUUUUUGUUGUUUUGUCCUAGGCCGAAAUUUCAUUACCCUUUUAUAUAUAUAGAUGGAAAGUCCAGGAUGAGAGAAAAACUCUUGUCAGUUGGAGGCCAGCGUGAAUGUUGUAGCUAAUCAGGAUUGUUGUAUGUUUUCUGGGCUGUCUGGCCAUGUUCUAGAAGUAUUCUCUCCUGACGUUUCACCCACAUCUAUGGCAGGCAUCCUCAGAGGUUGUGAGAUAUGGAGAAACUAAGCAAGGAAGGUUUAUAUAUAUAUCUGUGGAAAGUCCAGGGUGAGGGAAGAACUCUUGUCAGUUGGAGGCCAGUGUGAAUAUUGCAGCUAAUCACCCUAAUUUGCAUUGAAUGGCUUCAUCUACUGGCUACUUUCUGCCUGGGGGCAUCCUUUGUUAGCUGCCCCUAGUUCCCAUGUCUCAGAGUGUUGCUUCUUAUUUACUGUUCUGAUUUUUGAGUUUUUAAAUACUGGUAGCCAGAUUUUGUUCAUUUUCAUGGUUUCCUCCUUUCUGUUGUCCACAUGCUUUGUGAAUUUCAAUAAUAAUAAUAAUAAUAAUAAUAAUAAUAAUAAUAAUAAUAAUAAUAAUAAUAAUAAUAAUAACUUUAUUUUUAUACCCCGCCUCUAUCUUCCCAAAGGGGACUCAGGGCGGCUUACAUGGCGCCAAGCCCGAAUAAAAACAAUAGCAAUAUAAAACACAACAAUAGACAAAAAACAUGCACAAUUAUAAAAAUGUAAACAUUAGCCAAUAAAAACAAAUGACAAGAACUAAUAAAAACAUGGAUUAAAACGGAGAGGUUGUAAAAGUAGACUGGGUAAGGUGCACCAUAUAAAUAUUGUAAACACGAGGUGACUGAUAAAAGUGCUGCAAAUUCUUGGAAGUGCAAAUUGGGAUGGGAGUAGACCCUGCUGUGUCUAUAUCAAGUUGAGAAAGGUAAAAAGUGCAAACCGGUACAAGAAUGGUCACAGAUACAGGAUUGUUAUGGGGAUGAGCAAUCUUUAUCCAAAUUUCAAUGGCUUCUCUGUGUAGUCUGACAUGAUAGUUGUUGGAGUGGUCAAGCAUUUCUGUGUUCUCAAAUAAUAUACUGUGUCCAGGCUGGUUCAUCAGGUGCUCUGCUAUGGCUGAUUUCUCCGGUUGAGAUAGUCUGCAGUGCCUUUCAUGUUCUUUGACUUGUGUUUGGCCAUUGCUGCGUUUGGUGGCUAUCAGUAUUUAAAAAAACUCAAAAAUCAGAACAGUAGAUGGGAAGCAACACUCUGAGGGCAGAGGAGCCCCAAGGACGGCUAAUGACUCUGAACAAAGGAUGCGCCCCAGGCAAGAGACAAACCUUUCCAAUGCUAAUUAGGGUGAUUAACUGAAACAUUAACGCUGGCCUCCAACUGACAAAGAGUUCUUCUCUCACCCUGGACUUUCCACAGAUAUAUAUACAGUAGAGUCUUAUCCAACGUAAACGGGCCGGCUGAAUGUUGGAUAAGCGAAUAUGUUGGAUAAUAAGGAGGCAUUAAGGAAAAGCUUAUUAAACAUCAAAUUAGGUUAUGAUUUCACAAAUUAAGCACCAAAACAUCAUGUUAUACAACAAAUAUGACAGAAAAAGUAGUUCAAUACGUAGUAAUGCUAUGUAGUAAUUACUGUAUUUACGAAAUUAGCACCAAAAUAUCACUAUAUAUUGAAAACAUUGACUACAAAAAUGCGUUGGAUAAGCAAGCGUUGGAUAAGUGAGACUCUACUGUAUAUAUAAACCUUCCUUGCUGAGUUUUUCCAUACCUCACAACCUCUGAGGAUGCCUGCCAUAGAUGUGGGCGAAACGUCAGGAGAGAAUGCUUCUGGAACAUGGCCAGACAGCACAGAAAACAUACAACAACCUUGUAUGUAUUUUUAUUUGUCAAAUGCAAGAGUUUCUCUUAUUGAUGGUGAAAUGCUCAAGCAUCCCGUUUGUUCUCCUAUUUGCUUGAGUUCACCAUCCUUGAAUCUUCUUCUUUGGUUGCCCUGUUUUUUCUUGUCCUGCCCUACCACAUUUUGCUCCUAUGCGGAUGAUUUUUUACAAAGUGCAUUUUUUUUAUAAAAAGACAAAACAUGGGAAGAAAAGAAAGAAGAAUUAAUAUAUUGAAAUAUUUAAUACGAACCCUGCGGUGGAAAAGAGAGAGUAAAAGGGUUCACUACCUUG